GUCUCCGUUUACGCUGGUGCCAUUUUAGUGCUCGGCGAGAGACGAGCGGCCGCACAAAAGAGUCUGCACAAAUAAACAAUGCUGCAAUAGUCACUGUCUGCGCUUAGUUUAUUUGUGAAAGUAAAGCAGUCGACGUUCCUUUACUCGGAUCGCACUCCUUUUCCCACCAUGUCCACCGAAACUCCACCGGACCAGGCGGCAGAGUACAUCCCAGAGAAGGUUAAGAAAGCAGAGAAGAAGUUGGAAGAAAAUCCAUAUGACCUCGACGCUUGGAGCAUACUGAUUCGUGAAGCACAGAAUCAACCCAUAGACAAAGCAAGGAAGACAUAUGAGCGACUUGUCGCCCAGUUUCCCAGUUCGGGCAGAUUCUGGAAGCUAUACAUUGAAGCCGAGAUCAAGGCUAAAAACUAUGACAAGGUUGAAAAGUUAUUUCAAAGGUGUUUAAUGAAGGUCCUGCACAUUGACCUGUGGAAGUGCUACCUCUCGUACGUCCGUGAAACCAAAGGAAAACUGCCCAGCUAUAAGGAAAAGAUGGCGCAGGCUUAUGAUUUUGCCUUGGAUAAGAUUGGGAUGGAGAUUAUGUCCUAUCAGAUUUGGGUGGAUUAUAUCAAUUUUCUCAAAGGAGUAGAGGCUGUCGGGUCAUAUGCUGAAAAUCAGCGGAUCACUGCUGUCAGACGCGUGUACCAGAGAGGCUGUGUCAACCCUAUGAUCAACAUUGAGCAGCUCUGGAGGGACUACAGCAAAUAUGAAGAGGGUAUAAAUGUGCAUUUGGCCAAAAAGAUGAUUGAAGACAGGAGCAGAGACUACAUGAAUGCCAGGAGAGUUGCUAAGGAGUAUGAGACUGUGAUGAAGGGUUUGGACAGGAAUGCUCCUUCAGUGCCGCCCCAGAACUCCCCACAGGAGGCCCAGCAGGUGGAGAUGUGGAAGAAAUACAUCCAGUGGGAGAAGAGCAACCCGCUGCGCACUGAAGACCAGACGCUCAUCACAAAGAGAGUGAUGUUCGCCUAUGAGCAGUGCCUUCUGGUACUCGGGCAUCACCCGGACAUCUGGUACGAAGCUGCACAGUACCUGGAACAGUCUAGCAAACUCCUGGCAGAAAAAGGGGACAUGAACAAUGCCAAGCUGUUCAGUGACGAAGCCGCGAACAUUUACGAGCGCGCCAUAGGAACUCUGCUAAAGAAGAACAUGCUGCUGUAUUUCUCGUUUGCAGAUUAUGAAGAGAGUCGUAUGAAGCACGAGAAGGUUCAUAGUAUAUACAACCGCCUACUGGCGAUAGAAGAUAUUGAUCCUACACUUGUCUAUAUUCAGUAUAUGAAAUUCGCCAGAAGAGCCGAAGGUAUCAAGUCUGGUCGUUCCAUCUUUAAGAAGGCUAGAGAGGAUCCUCGAACACGACACCACGUGUACGUCACUGCUGCUCUGAUGGAGUACUACUGCAGCAAGGACAAAUCGGUGGCCUUUAAGAUAUUUGAGCUCGGACUGAAGAAGUAUGGUGACAUUCCUGAGUACAUUCUGGCCUACAUUGAUUACCUCUCUCACCUAAAUGAGGACAACAACACCAGAGUCCUGUUUGAGAGAGUCCUGACGUCCGGCAGCCUCUCCCCUGAGAAAUCUGGGGAAAUCUGGGCACGCUUCUUGGCCUUUGAGAGCAACAUCGGGGACUUGGCCAGUAUCCUGAAGGUGGAGCGAAGACGUUUCAUGGCCUUUAAAGACGAGUAUGAGGGAAAGGAGACUGCUCUACUGGUGGACAGAUACAAGUUCAUGGAUUUGUAUCCCUGCUCUCCCAGUGAACUCAAAGCUCUAGGAUAUAAGGAUGUGUCUCGUGCCAAAUAUGCAUCUCUGAUCCCGGAGGCGGUGGUCGCUCCUUCUACCCCUGCUCUGAAAGACGAGGCUGACCGUAAACCAGAGUAUCCCAAACCUGACACCUGCCAGAUGAUCCCCUUCCAGCCACGGCACCUGGCGCCCCCUGGACUGCAUCCUGUUCCCGGAGGAGUGUUUCCUGUUCCUCCUGCUGCUGUCAUCCUGAUGAAGCUGCUGCCUCCUCCCAGCUGCUUUACAGGCCCUUUUGUACAGGUGGAUGAGAUGAUGGAGGCUCUCAGAAGAUGUGUAUUACCAGACAGUAUGUAUUACCUUGUUUCAGCAGGUUGUGUUAGAUUUACAUUUAGUCAUUGUCCAAGGCGACUUAAAAUUGAGGAGGCAUUCA
Molecule: messenger RNA, 2200 nt
Organism: Danio aesculapii
Lineage: Eukaryota; Metazoa; Chordata; Actinopteri; Cypriniformes; Danionidae
Gene: cstf3
Product: cleavage stimulation factor, 3' pre-RNA, subunit 3
Exons: 20
Biological process (GO): mRNA 3'-end processing
Cellular component (GO): nucleus
Molecular function (GO): mRNA binding; protein binding
Source: RefSeq, a predicted model, not a curated record